AACUUCACCAACACAUUUUACCCUUAUUCCCCAACCUAUCUCUCUCUCGUGUAACCCGUUGACUUUUUAUGCCGUUAGAACCCCACAAAUCACAUUUUUAUUCUCUCAAUUCCCGUGGCUUUACCGAACAACAACUCCUCCGACCGAUUCCAAUCGAUCUCCAUUUUCCCGUUUCUUUCUUCUAGCUAGGAGAUGAACUCCAAUACCACCAAUUCAGACUCCGGUGGAGGCUUCGGCAACAAUAUAGGCAGUUUUGGCUACGGCGUUGGAGUUUCUGUUGGGAUCUUGUUGCUCAUCACAACCAUCACCUUGGCGUCCUAUUUCUGUACCACCAGGACCCCACCACCGCAAUCUCAGUCGACCCGGAGGAGGAGUAGAUUAACCUCUCCUGGUGAUCGCCACGGCCGAGAGCCUCCCGAUGAUGAUGAUCCGCAUAGCUAUGUUGUCGAUGUGGGACUCGAGGACGAUGUCAUAAAGAGUUACCCGACGCUGCUGUACUCCGAGGCAAACCUUCCGAAAAAAGAUUCCGUUGCCACGUGCUGCUCUAUAUGCUUGGCGGAUUACAAGAGUUCGGAUAAGCUGAGGAUGUUGCCGGACUGCAAUCACCUCUUCCACCUAAAGUGUAUUGACCCGUGGCUGAGGUUGCACCCCACCUGUCCCCUUUGCCGGACGUCGCCGCUUCCAACUCCUCUCUCGACGCCGCUAGCUGAGGUGGUUCCCUUGGCUAGCCGGCGGGAUUGACGGUCAAUCUCUUUCUGCAUUCUUCGGUCAGAUGUAAAUUAAAUUUUUCACAUGUUACUGUAAUUGACUAGUUGGAGGCUUGGAGCUCUUUCUAUAAAUUCUUUUUCUACAUUUUUUUUAGUAUGAAAAUUGGAAUCGUAAUUAAUUGUAACAUUAAUUUUGUGAUUGAUAUAUAGGGGCGACCAAUAAAAUUAAAGAAAUGGA
Messenger RNA from Rubroshorea leprosula, 945 nucleotides. NCBI's taxonomy places the organism in Eukaryota, Viridiplantae, Streptophyta, Magnoliopsida, Malvales, Dipterocarpaceae. The record is from the annotation of a GenBank genome assembly.